AGUGUCUCUCUGUCGUCGCUCAAGCAGGACUGAGACUUCAAUCUCCUCGCUUAUUCUAUUCCCUGUCCCUGACCCUCUUUUAAGACCACAAGUCAAAGUGAAGAAACUUUUUCCUUUUCUCACUGAGGGCAGUGACAUCUCUGUUUAUUCGGUGAAUUCCUUUCUCUGCAUCUCUUCUCUUUACCUCUGUUUUUCAGAAAGAAGGAUGUCUUUGCCUUGGACAGGUAUGCUUUUGCUUAGUUUUCUGCAGCCACUGGAAACCUUGAUGAAAGAAGGAGCUGUCCCAUUUAUUGAAGAAAACUAUGCACCCUCCAGAAUGGAUGCAAAGGCUGGAGAAGGUCACUUUAAAAGACACAUGAAUUCCAAAGGCAUCCUGAUGGAGUUACUUGGAGAACUAGGCAGGAUGAGAGACUCAGAACCAACUUGCAACCAUGAAGAGCAACAGUUCUCAGAAGAACAGCUGAGGUGGAGAAGAACACGUAGGGGAACGAAAGAUGAUGAUGGCAAGUCAGUUCAGCAGUAUGUUCCAGGAGUCAAAGUAGAGUUUCCUCAGCCUGCAAACCCAGCCACUUUACAGCCAACAAAGCCUCCAGCACCAUCCAGCACAGAUCCUUUUGAACCCCACCAACAGAGCCCGGCGGUCUAUGGUGAUAGAGAGGCCCAGGUUAAUAGAACUGUGGCAUUAGGAAAGCGUCUUCAGAUACAGAACCCUCUCUAUCCAGUGACAGAAAGCUCUUAUAGUGCUUAUGCUGUCAUGUUCCUGUCGCUCAUUGUCUUUGCUGUGGGCAUUGUUGGGAACCUCUCAGUCAUGUGCAUUGUCUGGCAUAACUACUACAUGAAAAGUGCCUGGAAUUCCAUUUUGGCCAGUCUUGCUUUCUGGGAUUUUCUUAUCCUCUUCUUCUGCUUACCUGUGGUCAUCUUCAAUGAAAUUACCAAGAAGAGACUGCUGGGAAACUUCUCCUGUCGCCUUGUGCCCUUCAUGGAGGUGACUUCUUUGGGAAUCACCACCUUCAGCCUCUGUGCCUUGGGCAUUGACAGAUUCCAUGCGGCUACCAGCCCUCAAGCCAAGCUCCGCCCAAUUGAACACUGCCACUCCAUCAUUGCCAAGCUGGCUGUUAUUUGGGUGGGUUCCAUGACCCUUUCAAUCCCAGAGCUCCUUCUUUGGCAGCUGGCACAGGAUACCUCAUCAGUCUCUGGUGUAGUGUCUGACUACUGCACAAUGAAACCUUUUCAGGAGCUGCCUGAGUCAAUUUACUCUCUGGUUCUCACUUAUCAGAAUGCUAGGAUGUGGUGGUACUUUGGAUGCUACUUCUGCCUGCCGAUCCUCUUUACCGUCAGCUGCCAGCUGGUCACCAGAAGGAUCAGCAGCUCAGAGAAGACUGAAUGCCGUGGCAAUAAGCAUGGGCAGUGUGAGAGCCAACUCAACUGCACAGUGAUUGGCCUGACAGUAAUCUAUGGUCUCUGCACCAUUCCUGAGAAUGUCAGUAAUAUUGUUGUGGCCUAUCUGUCUCCUGACAUGACAAAACAGACCCUGGACCUAUUAAGCUUGGUCAACCAGUUCUUCCUGUUCUUCAAAUCUUCAGUUACUCCUGUGCUUCUACUAUGCCUUUGCAAACCCCUGGGGCAGGCCUUCAUGGACUGCUGCUGUUGCUGCUGUGAUGAAUGUGGUCAAGAAACUUCUUCCAGUGAUGGUGGUUCUGAAAACAAAAUAAAAACCGAGAUGUCCUCAAAUAUUUUGUUUGACAAGACCCGAGAGUCACCUCCCCCUGUAGGGGCCAUUGGUACUCCAUGCUAAGCUCAAUCAUCCUAGUGGUAGACCGACAGCAGUUCUUCCGCUAUCUUUUCACAAGACCAAAAGUUGUGGUUUCCUUUUAGUAUUAAUUGGUGAAAUAGCUGGACACUGGAAGUGGGAGCUGGUGUCUAUCAUCUGCUUGUUCCAACACUGUCUUAUAAGAACAACUUAUGAACAAGGCAUCACCAAUAGCUAUCUCUUCUCUACUGAACAGUUACCAAGGGUGCCCUUGACUCCCCUGAUCUAGCAUGACUAGAAAGGCUGCUGUCCUGAAUGCGAAAGAUGCUGUGGAAAGGCCCACUUGCAACCCUUUCAAGACAGAGAAAUCACCUGUUUUAAAAGAGUUCAUAGUACACACUAACCUAUUCUGCACUGAAAGAGGAACUGUCCUCUUCUUCACUUCUUUCCCAGAGACAGCCUUGUAUACAAAGUCAGCACUAUCUAGCCUCAAUAAACCCGUAGACUAAGU
This is a messenger RNA of Protobothrops mucrosquamatus (brown spotted pit viper), 2261 nucleotides long. It is a transcript of the gene GPR37L1, whose product is annotated as G protein-coupled receptor 37 like 1. Gene Ontology annotation, biological process: positive regulation of MAPK cascade; adenylate cyclase-inhibiting G protein-coupled receptor signaling pathway. The record is from RefSeq and is a predicted model, not a curated record. Lineage: Eukaryota; Metazoa; Chordata; Lepidosauria; Squamata; Viperidae. Gene Ontology annotation, molecular function: G protein-coupled peptide receptor activity. The transcript has 2 exons. Bases 206 to 1795 code for a protein of 529 amino acids. Gene Ontology annotation, cellular component: plasma membrane; signaling receptor complex.